UAUAAAUCGCACCAACUCUUCCCCCAUAUGCAGGCAGACUACCUCUCCCGCUCUAUUUGGCCUUGCUAACUCGGCCUCAACUCGCAGUAGCCUCUCAGCUUCUCUCGUUGCAUUAAUCGACAGAGGCAACUGGUGAGGAGAGCGAGGAAGUAAGGAAAUGUCUGCGAACGACGGAGACAUGAAGAUGAGAGUGAUCGUCAUGGACAGCGAGGCCGAGAGGAGCGCUGCGAAGGAGAAGCUCUGCGAGUACACCCUCGACGGCUCCGUCGACAUCAAGGGCCGACCGGCGGUGAAGGGCAAGUCCGGAGGAUGGCUAGCCGGAGGCCUUAUUCUUGUGAACCAGGGCCUGGCGACGAUGGCCUUCUUCGGCGUGAACGUGAACCUGGUGCUGUUCCUGACGAGGGUGGUGCAGCAGAGCAACGGCGACGCGGCAAACAACGUGAGCAAGUGGACGGGGACGGUGUACAUGUUCUCCCUCAUCGGCGCCUUCCUCAGCGACUCCUACUGGGGCCGCUACAAGACCUGCGCCAUUUUCCAGGCCAUCUUCGUCCUCGGGCUGGCGCUGCUGUCGCUCUCGUCGCGGCUCUACCUGAUCCGGCCGUUCGGGUGCGGCACGCAGGGCACGCCGUGCGCGCCGCACUCGGGCGCGGAGAUGGGGAUCUUCUACAUCGCGCUCUACAUGAUCGCCUUCGGCAACGGCGGGUACCAGCCCAACAUCGCCACCUUCGGCGCCGACCAGUUCGACGAGGAGGACCCGGCCGAGGCGCACUCCAAGGUCUCCUUCUUCAGCUACUUCUACCUGGCGCUCAACCUGGGAUCACUCUUCUCCAACACCUUCCUCAGCUACAUCCAGGACAAGGGCAACUGGGUGCUCGGCUUCUGGGCCUCCACCGCCGCCGCGGCCACCGCCUUGCUGCUCUUCCUCAGCGGGACACCGCAGUACCGCCACGCCCAGCCCUGCGGCAACCCGAUCGGCAGCAUCUGUCAGGUCGCCUCCGCCGCUUGCAGGAACUGGAAGUCCGGCGUGUCGCCCGACCAUGAGGUCCUCUACGAGGGCGACGACGGCAGCAAGGCGGAUUCUGGCGGCAGGAAGCUUCUGCACACCGAAGGCUUCAGGUUCUUGGACCGAGCGGCACUCACGAAAGCUAGCGACUCCAACACCAAGCUGGGCGGCGCGUGCCCGGGGCCGCGCGACCAGUGGAAGCUGUGCACGGUGACGCAGGUGGAGCAAGUGAAGAGCAUCCUGCGGCUGCUCCCCAUCUGGCUCUGCACCAUCCUCUACUCCGUCGUCUUCACCCAGAUGGCGUCGCUCUUCGUCGUGCAGGGUGCCGCGAUGCGCCGAACCACCAUGUUCCCGGGCUUCUACGUGCCGGCAUCCAGCAUGUCGGCCUUCGACAUCCUCACCGUGGCGACCACCAUCUUCCUGUACCGGCGGGCCAUCUGCCCGUUCCUGGCACGCCUCACGGGCCGGCCCACCGGGCCGACGGAGCUGCAGAGGAUGGGCCUGGGCCUGGUCCUCGGCGCCAUGGCCAUGGCCACCGCCGGCACGGUGGAGCACUUCAGGAAGGCCGGCGCCACCGGCACGGCGGCCAACAGCAGCGACCUGCACAUCAUCUGGCAGGUGCCGCAGUACGCGCUGAUCGGGGUGUCGGAGGUGAUGAUGUACGUGGGGCAGCUGGAGUUCUUCAACGGGGAGAUGCCCGACGGGUUCAAGAGCUUCGGGAGCGCGCUGUGCAUGAUGUCCAUGUCGCUGGGGAACUACUUCAGCGACGUCAUCCUGACCGCGGUCACCAGGGCCACCGCCGUGGAUGGGCGGCCGGGAUGGGUACCCGACGACCUCAACGAGGGGCACCUCAACAAGUUCUACUUUCUGCUCGCCAUACUGGCCGUCGCGGACUUCGCCGUGUACCUCGUGUUCGCAAGCCGGUACAGGAGGAGCGGCAACAAGGUGGACGGAAGGAGCGACGAUGACGAGGAGGAAGGGAGCGUCCAUGGCCAGGUGGCGUACGCCGCAUGACUCGGCUUGCGGUCUCCGGCCCGAUCGACGGCUGACUGGUGUUUGGAGUUGUGGUUCUUGAGAUGGAGACUUGAGGAGCAUUGUUGGUUCAGCGCGACGAGUCUUUCGUUGAUGAUAGGACAUGCAUGGGGUGGGAAUGGGAUGGUGGUGCGUGGCUCGUACGACUAAAGAAUAAGCAUGCUAUAGAUGUAUAACAACGACUCUGUCAUGCGUAUGCCUGUUGUCUAUUGUGUUGUUGCUGUUCGCAUUUUUGGCCAAUGUAACGCGGCACGGCUGUUACUGACCACUUAUUUUCCUGCUGUAUAUUGCUGACUUGUAUGUCUGCUACCAUCUCGUUUGUAAUGAUAACUGUUCUUCGUUCCUGCU
Brachypodium distachyon (stiff brome) is the source of this 2383-nucleotide messenger RNA. RefSeq names its product protein NRT1/ PTR FAMILY 7.2. Gene Ontology annotation, biological process: transmembrane transport. The transcript has 5 exons. Gene Ontology annotation, cellular component: membrane. Gene Ontology annotation, molecular function: transmembrane transporter activity. Lineage: Eukaryota; Viridiplantae; Streptophyta; Magnoliopsida; Poales; Poaceae. The coding region runs from base 158 to 2017 and encodes 619 amino acids. The record is from RefSeq and is a predicted model, not a curated record.